This is a messenger RNA of Staurois parvus, 1473 nucleotides long. The record is from the annotation of a GenBank genome assembly. Lineage: Eukaryota; Metazoa; Chordata; Amphibia; Anura; Ranidae.
AUGAAGUCAAGUCUGCUUCUCCUCUUGCUUGUCAUGGCACUGAGCUCGCCGGCUCUGACCUCAGAAGUGGAAGGCAUUUCAAAAGAUUACAAGAGCUUGAGGGUGAGGAUUGGAAACUCUUCAACGAAAGCUGUGUUGUCGGGCACGUUGACCAUCCCGUGCCACAUCACGUACCAGUCACCAGCGGAAGAGGUGACCGUGGGCCGCCGGGCUGUGCUGGCCACACCUCGGGUGAAAUGGUCCUUUAUCUCCAAUGGUAAAGAAGUGGAAAUAUUGGUGUCUCAGGGCAACAAGGUCAAAAUAAAUGAUGCUUACAAACAACGGGCCUCUCUCCCGCACUACACGACUUCAAAGUAUGAUGUCACGCUGGUCCUCAAAGAGCUGUUAAGCAAUGAUUCGGGGAUUUACAAGUGUCAUGUCCAGCACGGUAUUGAAGAUGAUUAUGACAUGUUGGAGGUGAAGGUGAAAGGUGUUGUGUUCUUGUAUCGAGAAGGAACCUCGCGCUACAAUUAUACGUUCCCCAUGGCCCAGGAAGCCUGCAUUAAGAUUAAGGCACACAUAGCCACAGCAGACCAACUUUUGGCCGCCUACCAUGGUGGCUAUGAACAGUGUGAUGCCGGCUGGAUCGCUGACCAAACUGUCAGAUACCCUAUCCAGACACCCCGGGAAGGUUGCUAUGGAGACAUGGACGGAUUUCCUGGAGUGAGGAACUACGGAGUCUUGGAACCUGAUGACUUGUAUGACGUCUACUGCUACGUGGAAGAUACUAAUGGUGAGGUUCUUCUAGGUUCCACAACAAACAAAUUCACUCUAAGUGAUGCCAGAGAUUAUUGCAAAACUUUGGGAGCAGAAAUGGCAAACACUGGCCAACUCUACGCUGCAUGGAAUGAAGGGGUCGACCACUGCAAUCCUGGCUGGCUUGCUGACGGAAGUGUCCGCUAUCCUAUCGUCACACCGAGAGAAAAGUGUGGAGGGAACUCACCUGGGGUCAAGACGGUAUUUCAGUUCCGCAACCAGACAGGCUUUCCAGACCCCCAUGCCAGAUAUGAUGUCUACUGUUUCAGAGUCCCUGUUCCAACAGAGGACCAUGGUGAAAGCCCUUCACCUCCAGCCGAGCAAGUCAAAGGAGUCAUUACAGUUACUGAAAGCUUUGAAGAGCUGAAGUUGCCAGAAGCAAAAGCUGAGAAUGAAGCUCAAGGUUUUGUAGAUACCUUCCCACUGAACAAGACUGAAGCAAAUAAGCUUGCAGAGAUCUUUUCUACCGUCAAAGACCUUCAAGAGUUACCACCACAACCAGAGCCAACAGCUCUGGUUGACGAAAGUGUCAAUGGUGAUGAAGACCUUUCUCCUGGUGUUGCAAGCUUUCCUCCCUAUGAAGACCAUUCUGAUGACAGUGAAGAGUCUACAACAAUAGAUUACAAGACCACAGCCAUUUUCAGACAUUCUCAAGGUAAGCCAAGCAGGUAUUAUUGA